GUGAAAAUGGGAGUACAAGUGCUGUUUACGCUGUAUGAGCAUGCCUCAGGGUAUGCUCUUUUCAAAGUCAAAGAGUUUGAAGAGGUGGGCAUGCAAAUUCCACAAGUUGAACAGAGUGUCACAGACCCAAGCAAAUUCCAAUCCAUUGUACAGCUAGUGGCAUUUUCUCCUUUCAAAAGUGGAACAAAUGCCCUUGACAACAUCAACAGCAUUUCUGAAGGCCUUCUUCAUGAUGACCUUAAACUGUUCCUCGAGACACAUGUCCCUAAAGCUGGAAAGAAGGAGAAAGUUGUGGUGGGAGUGGCAGAUUCCAAGAUAGGAGCAGCCAUUACAGAUGAGUUAGGAAUGAAGACCAGUCACAUUGGAGUAGUACCAGAAGUUUUGAGAGGAAUCCGAGUACACUUCAGUCGGAUGGUGAAGGGGUUAAAUGAAAAAUCCGAGAGUAAGGCACAACUUGGUCUCGGUCACAGCUAUUCCAGGGCCAAGGUCAAGUUUAAUGUCAACAGACAGGACAACAUGAUUAUCCAGAGUAUCAGCUUACUGGAUCAGCUGGACAAAAACAUCAACACUUUUUCCAUGAGAAUCAGGGAGUGGUAUUCAUAUCACUUUCCAGAACUGGUGAAAAUUGUCAACGAUAAUUACAUGUUUGCUAAAGUGGCACGGUACAUUGGGAACAGAAAGGAGUUUGAUGAUGACAAGCUGGAGGGCCUAGAAGAGAUUGUCAUGGACAGUGCCAAAGCUAUAGCUAUUCUUGAUGCUUCAAGGUCAUCAAUGGGAAUGGAUAUUUCACCUAUCGACUUGUUGAAUAUUGAGACGUUUGCCACAAAAGUUAUCUCCCUUACUGAAUACCGCAUGAGCCUUGCUCAAUAUCUCCAAAGUAAGAUGAGCCAGGUAGCACCGAAUCUCGCCACAUUGAUCGGUGAACAGGUUGGAGCCCGUCUGAUUGCCCAUGCAGGAUCACUGACAAACCUUGCCAAGUAUCCAGCAUCUACUGUACAAAUCCUAGGUGCAGAGAAAGCACUGUUUAGAGCCUUGAAAAGCAAAGGGAACACACCCAAAUAUGGGCUCAUUUUUCACUCCACAUUUAUCGGCCGUGCUGGAACCCAAAACAAGGGUCGCAUUUCACGUUAUUUGGCAAACAAAUGUUCCAUUGCCUCAAGAAUCGACUGUUUCUCGGAAUAUCCUACAUCUGUGUUUGGGGACCACCUGAGACAACAAGUGGAAGACAGACUGAAAUUCUAUGAGUCUGGCGAUGCACCAUCCAAAAAUGUAGAUGUAAUGAAGCUAGCUAUGGAAGAGGCUACAGAGGUGCAGAAAAAGCUAGCAAAGAAGGAAAAGAAAAAGAAGAAAAAAGACAAAAAGAGGAAAUCUGAGGCUGACGAGAGUGCAGGUAAUACAACUAUGGAGGUAGAUACAACAGCUGAUAUGGAAGAUGAAGAAACGUCUCCUCCUAAAAAGAAGAAGAAAAAGAAGUCCAAGGGUGAUGAGCAAGAGGUUGCCAUGGAUAUGGAUGAAUCAGGAGACGCUGGCAGUGAAGAAAAAACCAAGAAAAAGAAAAAGAAGAAGAAGAAGGAUGAUGAAUAGAAUGAAUGUAAUAUUUUACUAAGGCAAAUGGGUUCUGAAAACAUAUUGUAAAAUAUCAGGUUAAAUGUAGGAUAGAGGGUUUCUUAUUGAAAAAAAAAGAAAACCAGAAAGACAUAUAAUUUGACAAAAAUCAGAUAUAUAUGUACCUCUUGCUUUUUGUACAUAGUAAAAAAAAAAGUAAUAUUUGUUAAGCAAAAACCUGCAAAAUCAUUGUUGUGUAAUUGUUUUUGAAUACCUGACAUGGAUGGAAGAAUGCCAACAUCUUUGGAAUAACUUAUGUUUGAUCAUUGUAUGUUGAAUUGUUUUAGGACUUAACAUUAACAGCUGAGAUUUGCAUUACAUUAUUUCCAUGUUAAAACCAGCGAAUUUCUUCUUUAGAACAUGAACCUGUAUUUUUCCAAAUAAAAUUUUCUUAAUAGUA
Messenger RNA from Ylistrum balloti, 2005 nucleotides. RefSeq names its product nucleolar protein 56-like. The record is from RefSeq and is a predicted model, not a curated record. The transcript has 10 exons. Gene Ontology annotation, molecular function: snoRNA binding. Lineage: Eukaryota; Metazoa; Mollusca; Bivalvia; Pectinida; Pectinidae. Gene Ontology annotation, cellular component: box C/D methylation guide snoRNP complex; small-subunit processome. Bases 7 to 1584 code for a protein of 525 amino acids.